GGCUGCUCUGGAGGGAGGUGGCCUGUGCAGGAGGAAGGCUGUUUGUGGCCACACUGGUAACAGGGACCCUUGGAGAAGAGUGAUCCUCCUGCAGAGAGGAUGAAUGGCCAAGGGAGAGUCAGUCCUGGAAGUGCAGCCCCAGCAGAAGAGAGAGGUUGCUCCUGGCUGAACAUCUGGGUUUUCCUUAUUUUUGUACUUGCAGUCAAAGCUGCCUUCGUGGCCUUGUGCCUCUGGCUUGUGGUUCCCAUCUGCCACAGCAGUGACCAGCCCUCAGCCCUGCAGCAGCAGUUCUCGCAGUGGGAGUGCGACUCAGCGGUGCCACAAGGCACAGAUGGAGGCUGGACGUGCUGCCCCAAGGGCUGGAGAAGGUUUCAAGGAAGCUGCUAUUUCCUGUCCAGUGAUACAAUGUCAUGGUCUGAGAGUGCACAAAACUGCAGUGGGAUGGGCUCCCAGCUGGUGGUGAUCAGCAGCAAGGCAGAGCAGGAUUUCCUCUCUGAGCAGAUAAAACAAUCUAAAGAACCUAAACCAGACAAUUUCUACAUUGGUCUGUUUGCAGAGAAGGUGGGCCAGUGGCAGUGGGUGGACAAGACUCCAUACAAUGAGACAGCAGCGUUCUGGCGAAAAGGAGAACCAAGUCAUGGCCAUGAAGAGAAUUGCGUUAUAAUGUACAGGGAUACUGAACUACCCAACAACUGGAGUAAUGUCAGAUGUUGGAACUAUCAUCGAAUUUGUGAAGCUGCAGCAGUAAUUGUGUGAUGGAAAUACCCCUGUCCUGAGUA
This is a messenger RNA of Motacilla alba alba, 779 nucleotides long. RefSeq names its product C-type lectin domain family 4 member E-like. The record is from RefSeq and is a predicted model, not a curated record. Bases 100 to 756 code for a protein of 218 amino acids. Lineage: Eukaryota; Metazoa; Chordata; Aves; Passeriformes; Motacillidae. The transcript is spliced from 6 exons.